GACGAGUGAUUAAUGCUGAUGUCGGUGGCGAGAGAGCAGAAGAAGAAGAAGAAUAAAAAGUGGGGGCAAAGAUCGUCGCGGAUCGUUUGAGGUCGCCGGGUCCCCAGCGAAUCACAGCGCGGAGCAGCCUCGCGGGGUCGGCCAGAGCCAGCGGCAGCCGCGUGCGACACCGGCGUCAGCUCUGACAGCAGCCACCAACUCUGCUUGCAUAAUCACGUAUCUCUCGUGAUACAGACACAUACACGCGCGGAGCUGCGAGUCUUCAUAGGCACGCUCCCUACAUCUCGGCCGACAAAUUACACGACUAGAAUUGGCGAGCGACAGUUAUUGUUGUCAUCAUAUCAGCGAUAGGAAAUUAAGGGUCUAUGCAAGCAGCGAGGCGCGCUCACGACCCAGCGCCCCCUCCUGCGAGCCCCGCUCCCGUCACCCGAACGUCCAGCGAGAGGUCCCCGCAGCGGCGGUGAUCGGCGGCGGCGAGAUUCACUCGGGAGCCAUCGGCUGAGCGGGGGGGGGGGGGGCAGCCAUGGGGUGCGGAGAGGAGAUGGACCUGCACGUGCCCAGCUACGCCGAGCUCGACGAGCGGGAGAAGGACACGGCCGGCGACCGGCCCAAGUGGGACAACAAGACGCAGUACAUGCUCACCUGCGUCGGCUUCUCGGUGGGGCUCGGCAACGUGUGGCGCUUCCCUUACCUGUGCCAGAGCCACGGCGGAGGAGCCUUCAUGAUCCCGUUCCUGAUCCUCGUGGUGCUGGAGGGCAUCCCUCUGCUCUACCUGGAGUUCGCCAUCGGCCAGAGGAUGCGCAAGGGGAGCCUGGGCGUGUGGAACACGGUGCACCGCGGCUUGGGCGGCGUUGGGAUCGCCUCCAUGCUGGUGUCUCUGCUCGUGGGUCUCUACUACAACACCAUCAUCUGCUGGGUCAUGUGGUACUUCUUCAACUCGUUCCAGGAUCCCCUGCCCUGGAGCUACUGCCCCCUCAACGACAACCAGACAGAGCAAGUCCCAGAAUGUGCCAAGAGCUCCCCCACGGACUACUUCUGGUACCGCGAGACGCUUAACGUCUCCCCCAAGAUCGACUCGGCGGGCGGCCUGCAGUGGUGGCUCGUGCUGUGCCUCAUCUGCGCGUGGGCGGUCGUCUACGUGUGCACCAUACGGGGCAUCGAGACCACAGGCAAGGCCGUCUACGUCACCUCGACGCUGCCGUACGUGGUGCUCACCAUCUUCCUCAUCCGUGGCCUCACCUUGGAGGGCUCGGUGGACGGCAUCAUCUUCCUCUUCACUCCCAACAUCUCCGAGCUAGCCAACCCACAGACGUGGCUGGACGCCGGCACGCAGGUCUUCUACUCCUUCUCGCUCGCCUUUGGAGGCCUCAUCUCCUUCUCCAGCUACAACCCCGUGCACAACAACUGCGAGCGCGACGCCGUGGUCAUCUCCAUCAUCAACGCCUGCACCUCCAUCUACGCCGCCACCGUCAUCUACUCCAUCAUCGGAUUCCGUGCCACCGAGCAGUUCAACGCCUGCUUUGACAGUAACAUCUUGUUGCUUACAAACACCUUCGACCUGCCCGAGGGCUACGUGACGCAGUCGUCGUACUCCACCAUCCUGGAGAGCCUGAACGGCACGAACCCGGACACCAUCGCCUCGCUCAGCCUCAACACUUGUGACCUCAACACCCUGCUGAUGGGUUCGGUUUCCCAAACGGGGCUCUCCAUGUGCUGCUAG
Lethenteron reissneri (Far Eastern brook lamprey) is the source of this 1720-nucleotide messenger RNA. RefSeq names its product sodium-dependent neutral amino acid transporter B(0)AT1-like. Gene Ontology annotation, biological process: sodium ion transmembrane transport; neutral amino acid transport; nitrogen compound transport. NCBI's taxonomy places the organism in Eukaryota, Metazoa, Chordata, Hyperoartia, Petromyzontiformes, Petromyzontidae. Gene Ontology annotation, molecular function: neutral L-amino acid transmembrane transporter activity. Gene Ontology annotation, cellular component: apical plasma membrane; brush border membrane; plasma membrane. The record is from RefSeq and is a predicted model, not a curated record.